Messenger RNA from Clunio marinus, 987 nucleotides. NCBI's taxonomy places the organism in Eukaryota, Metazoa, Arthropoda, Insecta, Diptera, Chironomidae. The record is from the annotation of a GenBank genome assembly.
GACACAUCUUUAGAAAAAAAAACAGCUACACAAAACAAAACAAUUUUGUUAUUUUAAAAGUACCUAAAGUAGUGAAAAAUUUGUACAGUACACCAAGGAUGGCUACAUCGUUCUCCAAAGAUGAAUUACGUAAAGAAAUAAAUGCUAUUCUUGCAAAAUCUGAUUUGGAAAAAGCAACAUCAAAAGGAGUGCGACAUCAGCUUCAGGAUAAGUUAAAAUGUGAUCUGACCUCUCGGAAAAAAGAACUGGACACAUUGAUCAUGGAAUGUGUAAACUCAAUGCAAGAUUCCGAUGAGUCGAGUAGCAGUGAGUCUGAACCAGAAGUUAAAACAAAAAAACGUAAAGCUGCCUCUUCUGAUGAAAGUGACUUCAAACCAACAAAAACAAGUAAAAAACGACGUGGAUCAUCCAGCGAUGAAAGUGACGAUUGGCAAGCAAAGAAAAAGAAGGCAGCACCGAAAAAAGGAAAAUAUACGGGAUUCACUCGUCCUUACAAACUUUCACCAGAUCUUGCUUCUCUUAUGGGUGCAAAAGAAUUACCACGACAUGAGGUUGUUAAGAAAGUUUGGGCCAUAAUUAAGGAAAAGAAUUUGUACGAUCCGAAAAAUAAGCAGUACGCAAUCUGCGAUGCAUCCUUGGAAAAAGUCAUUGGAGUUAAGCGCUUCAGGACUUUCGGUAUGAUGAAAUAUUUGUCUCCUCAUUUAAUAAAGUUCUAAGGUUUAGCUUUUAAAAAUCGUCGCUGCCUAUUUUCUGUUUAUUUCCCCAUCAGGUUUAGAAGUUCGGUUUGUAAACUUUCUAACAUUAGUUGUAAGAUUUUGAUUAUAAUAUUGAGUAAAGCAGUAAUCGACAAAAGAAAUUUUGUUUUCGAUGAUAUCUGCUCGACUCAAACGAUAAGAAGAAUAAUAAAAAAAUUCUGUAAAACCCAAACUUGAACUUUUGUGCCAUCAUUGACGUAUUUAAAUAUUUGAAGUUACAGAGGUAACAUUU